UACAGCACUCUUCAAAACAAAAAACUCUGUUACUUCACCUGUCCAAAAUCAAAACAUAUUUAAGAAAAAAGUAAAACCCAAGAUCCUAUGCUGCAAGUAAUGCAGAGAGUCCUGUCCAGGGCAAGAAAGGAAAUUCAGCGAAACACAAGAGGAAUAGGAGAUGACCCCAAAGAAAAAGGAAAACGACAAAAAACCCACAAGAUCAUACCAACCAAAUGAUUUGGCAACAAUGUGGGGCUUCAUUCCCCACAACCAACAGACAAAAGACCAGCUCUGUGGACAAAAAAGAGAAUUAAUAACACCAUCCCAAGCCAUUAAGACCCCAACAAAACCCUUCCCCAAAACCACCAGAGCCACCAGCAGAGACUGGAAACUACGGGCGGAAACUGCCGGCAAUCGGAAAGCGAUGAAGGGAAAGCUGCCUGGCAUACAAAGCCGCGCACCCGGCAGCACCCCAAGCACAGCCACCAGCAGCACCAGCCAGCCUCAGCAGGCGCCUCCUGCCCCUCACCACCCGACAGCAGACACAGAGCCACCAUGGCUGCACCCACAGCCACACGGCCACGCCUGCCGCACGCCGCCCCGGCGCUCCUGCUCCUCCUCACCGCUCUGGCCACCAGCCUUGCCUGCCAACACCUGUGGACACACGAGGACACCUUCCCCGGUGACGCUCUCCGCCUCCUGCAGGACAUGGCCGCCAACCACACACAGCUCUGCCACCUCCAAGAGCCGCCCUUCUUCCCCGACACCCUGCUCCACAACAACCUCCUGCCGCAGCAAGCCGCCGCCACCGCCCUCCGCAUCCUGCAGCACCUCUUCCACACCCUCAGCUCCAACGGCACCCGCCAGCACUGGCCCAGCCAGGCUCGCAACCACCUCCUCAACAAGCUGCAGCACCACAUCCACCACCUGGAGCAAUGCCUCGCCGACAAGGCCACGCCCUUCAAAGGACCACGCAACCCGCUGCUCGCCAUCAACAAGUACUUCAGGGACAUCCACCUCUUCCUCCACGCCCACCAGCACAGCGCCUGCGCCUGGGACCACGUCCGCCUCGAAGCUCGUGCCUCUCUACAGCACCUCCACAACCUCACCCGCCCCAUGCGCCGCUAGCGCAAACACCCACACGCCAAGCCUCGCCUACGCCCCAAAGCCGCCUCCUCUGCCCUGGCACCAGAGACAGGCCUGCCACAACCGUACAGCACCCGCAGCAAUCAACCACUGCAUCUCCAGCCAUUCGGCCGCUCCCACUGAGAUGGACAAAGGACUUUCUCUACGUAUUUAUUGACUGAUCUAGUUAUUUAUUUAUUAUUUAUUUAUUUAUUUAUCUAUUUAUCUAUUUCGUCAGGUACUUAUUUUUCUACCUCUUCCCUUAUUUAUGACAUCGGAAAUAAAGACCUGUGACAAAACCCUUGCCACCGCCUCUCCUCUCUCUAGCACUGCAACCACUCUUUGCGCCAGGGGAAAGCCAUCUCCCUGGAACACCUGCUCCAAGCCAUGCUCCACACAGCCCCUGUCCACUCUCCUCAAUGGCACCUGCCCAAGCAGCAUCCUGCAGCAGCCCCUGUGCAAAAACACUGCCACCCUGUUCUUGGCCAACACCACGGAAGCACACAAAGCCCAAGGCUGGAGAGCACCGCUGCACCUCAUCUGCUUUAUCCUCUCCGUGCUCCAUUCGUCCAAUCCAUGCCUCUCUGACUCGCAGGCAACGAUGUCAUGCAGGACACUAGAGUAAAAGCACGGCCCCCGACGUGCAGGAAGAGAUGACAAGGAGGACUCCCUCGAUAGCUGAAGGCUAAUUAAUUACUUUAUUAUACUCUAUUAUUUUAUGCUAUAUUCCAAUAGAUUACACUACAUCUAAACUGAAACUGCACAAGCACUCAACUCCAACUCAUCUUGUGGCUGACCAAGAAGACACGGCUUGCAGAGACUGGUCAAGAAAACAAAACACUCCCAGCAGAAUCCAAUUCCCAUCAGGUGAACAAUCCUCCACCAUGCAUUUCACUUCUGCACAAAGAAAGGACCAGCAAUUGGGAUUAGAAUUGUUUUUUCUUUCUUCGAGGCACAUCUCUGCGAUUCCCAGAAAACAUCCUUGGGAAGUUGUGCCUUGA
Serinus canaria (Common canary) is the source of this 2108-nucleotide messenger RNA. RefSeq names its product interferon-like. Gene Ontology annotation, biological process: B cell differentiation; defense response; positive regulation of peptidyl-serine phosphorylation of STAT protein. Gene Ontology annotation, molecular function: type I interferon receptor binding; cytokine activity. The transcript has a single exon. Bases 538 to 1110 code for a protein of 190 amino acids. Lineage: Eukaryota; Metazoa; Chordata; Aves; Passeriformes; Fringillidae. Gene Ontology annotation, cellular component: extracellular region. The record is from RefSeq and is a predicted model, not a curated record.